Vitrella brassicaformis is the source of this 761-nucleotide messenger RNA. The record is from the annotation of a GenBank genome assembly. NCBI's taxonomy places the organism in Eukaryota, Vitrellaceae.
AUGGGGCCAAGUAAGUAAGACACUCGAAUGGAUGGACUCAUCGACAGCUCAUGUCACUCACGCCCUUGAAUGUGCGUGUGCGGUGUGCAGGCCAUUUUCAGUAUCUGAGCGUCGCCUUGGUCAUCCACGGCCCCAAAUAAGAGAGUCAGAUAGACCGACAGAGCGCGUACCUGCUUGAACUGGCUUCUGGUGUCAGGCCGCUUGAUGCUUCUGCUCUGCAUAGUUAAUUGUGAUCACAAUGACAAUGUGGUAGUCGUUUUGGUUGUGAUAAGGUGUGUGUUUUGUGGCAAAUUUGUGGUGUGACGAUGGAACGGGCCGAACGGCCGGACAUACAUGGACCUGAGGCAUGCAAUCGGUUGAUCAAAUGCCACAUCUUGUCAUGAGUAUGACAUUUGGCAUUUGAUCAACCCAACUGCAUCGAAUUUUUGACAUGAAAUAAGCUGUCAGCGAAGUUUUGUACAUCACACGCGGGUCGAUUCAUCUGUCUGUCUGUGUGUAUCUCUGUGUGUGCGUAUCUGUCUCAGGUGCAACCGCAGGACACGAUGGCACCGUUUUUCGUCAAGGCGACCGCCGACAACAAGAAGAACGUGUGGAGAUACCCAGACCGUGUGGUGUGCUCGAGCGAACAUGGCCGCAGGUGGGAGCUGGGGGCGUGGAAGAGCGAGGCAGAUGCAGAGAGGGCCGUAGUGAAGGUGGCGCAGUGGCUGUGCGACAACCCCAGGGGCUAUCUGGGAUGGGGCCCGAAGUCCACACAGACGUAG